CUUUUUUCCUCACUGGCCGCGUUCAUCUGGGGUUGAGCAUUCCGCCACCGAGCCCACAGAAAGCGUUCUGAGUCCUUUUCACCGGCAGCAAUUAUGGCGCCCAGUUCAUAUUUCGGCUAUUGGCGACGCAAGGCCAUGAUCGUUGCCCUUCGCAUUUCCACCCUCUACAGUGCCCGCGAGCCGCUGCGCCGCGACAACGAGCUUGCAGAGGCCAACUAUGGCAUACAUCAAGAGCGACUGCUCAUCCCGUCGCAUGAUGCAGGGCGUCACAUCGUCGCCAGCCUCUACACCCCGCCCCCGCCGGUUGAAUCACCCUCAGUUACCGAGCAGACACCUCUUCCGGUGCUCGUCAACUGGCAUGGCAGUGGCUUCUGCCUGACUGGACUCCUGGGGAGCAACGUGCUCUUCGCCGCACGAGUGGCCCAGGAACUGCAAAUCAACGUCUUGGACGUGGACUAUCGGAAGGCACCUGAGCACUCCUUCCCAGCCGCCAUUAACGACGUCGAGGACGCCCUCCGCUGGAUCGGAUCUGGCGAGAACAGCAAGCGAUUCGACGUUUCCCGAGUUGCCGUGUCAGGCUUCAGCUCGGGUGGCAACCUUGCUCUCGUCGCUGCAUCGUCGUUCCGGGACCGUCUCCAGGCCGGCGGGGUCAACAUCACCGCCGCGGUGGUCAUGUACCCAGGAACGGACCUGGUCACCCCGGCCGAGGACAAGCAGCCGCCCACGGACGGAAUCUAUCCCAUGGACCCGGCAACUCUGAAUCUCUUCACCGACUGCUAUGUCCCAGACAAGAGCAAGCGCGCGGAUCCACGCGCGUCGCCGGAUAGGGCCGGUCUAGAGUUAUAUCCGCAGACGGUAGCAAUCCUGACCUGUGAGGGAGACCGGCUCGCACCUGAAGGGAUUGUGUUGGCAGAGAGAUUGUCAAAGGAUCCGCAGAGGACAGUAAUCAACGAGAUGAUUCUCGGGGUACCACACGGAUUCGAUACUGGAGCUGAAGAGGGAACUCUGCUAGGGGAGAGGCGAGAGGAGAUGUAUGCCUUGGCUGUGAAGACGCUCAAGGAGGCUCUACUAUAGGUACCUACUGCUUUAAUUCCAGACAAUCGUAAUGGAUUGUCUUCUUGUUCAAUUCUACACCACAAAAACUAUCUGUAGCAAGGAAAAAUGAAGAAGUAAGAGAAGAUGGGAAGUAACAGGAUCAGAUCGGACUUUCUACCUCUGAGUUCCCAAGCUCGAGACAAGCAGAUGGUGACCUCGGGAACAGGCAGCCAGGCUGGUAGAUAGCCCGAUAGCCACUCUCCAGCUGGGUAAUCAAUAUUGUCACGAUUCCGAGCAGGGCAUAUCGAAUAGAGCAAAUUGACUGGUUAUUCAA
Messenger RNA from Diaporthe batatas, 1369 nucleotides. RefSeq lists its product as uncharacterized. Bases 94 to 1074 code for a protein of 326 amino acids. Gene Ontology annotation, molecular function: hydrolase activity. Lineage: Eukaryota; Fungi; Ascomycota; Sordariomycetes; Diaporthales; Diaporthaceae. The record is from RefSeq and is a predicted model, not a curated record. The transcript is spliced from 2 exons.